GUCUAUUUCACUCUCUAUAGUUUCUCUCAGGAGUCGGAUAGAGGCCCCAAAGGAAUCGAAUCGGAACCCUAAAACUGAAACGCGAACAAGAAGAAGUAGAAGACGAAGACUGAGCUCCGAUCAUGGCCUUCUCUUCCCGUCUCGUAUCCAAGUCCAGACAGCUGUGUGGCAAUGGAGUCGUUCUUCAACAGGAGCGUCUCAUUCCGGUUCGUCACUUUGCCAAGGAAGCAAAUCGCCCAGUGCUUAAGGGUGAUGAGAUGCUGAAGAACAUCUUCCUGGAUGUUAAAAAGAAGUUUGAGACGGCCCUUGGAAUACUGCGCAAGGAGAAAAUCACCAUAGACCCCAAGGAUCCAGCUGCAGUGUCUCAAUAUGCCAACGUCAUGAAAACUAUUAGAGAGAAGGCGGAUUUGUUCUCGGAAUCCCAACGUAUCCAACACACCAUCAAAACCCGUACACAAGAUAUCCCAGAUGCCAGAACUUAUCUGUUGACAUUGAAGGAAAUUAGGAUCAGGAGAGGUCUCACUGAUGAACUCGGUGCAGAGGCUAUGAUGAUGGAUGCAUUGGAGAAAGUUGAAAAGGAACUGAAGAAACCUCUUUUGAGGAAUGAUAAGAAAGGAAUGGCUCUUCUCUUGGCAGAGUUUGACAAAGUAAACCAGAAGCUUGGAAUUCGGAAGGAAGAUUUACCAAAAUAUGAAGAACAACUAGAACUCAAGAAAGCUAAAGCACAACUGGAGGAACUUGAGAAGGAGGCUCUUGAGGCAAUGGAAACUCAGGCAAAGCGGGAGGAAUUCAAAGAUGAGGCAAUGGUUGAUGUAAAGUCUUUGGACAUCCGAAACUUCAUCUAAGGAUUCGAUUGCUUUCUCUUGCUUGUUUUGAGGUCAACUCAAUGUUGUUAAGAUCUGGAGAACUGCCAACUAUUUUGGGGUAUGGGAAAUUUGCCCUCCUGUUUAAUAAGGCCCUAUUGGUUUCGAAUGCAGUUAUCUUGGUUUAUCAGAUUAUGUAAUUUUCUGGUUUUAUUACAUUGCCAGGUGAGAACUGGAAAUCUAUUGUCACUUAUUACAUCUACAGAGUUUAUUGCAUUAUAUAAAAGCCGCUUUUGACUAUUA
Messenger RNA from Rosa rugosa (rugosa rose), 1106 nucleotides. RefSeq names its product probable ATP synthase 24 kDa subunit, mitochondrial. Bases 123 to 845 code for a protein of 240 amino acids. Lineage: Eukaryota; Viridiplantae; Streptophyta; Magnoliopsida; Rosales; Rosaceae. Gene Ontology annotation, biological process: pollen development. The record is from RefSeq and is a predicted model, not a curated record. The transcript has 7 exons.